Hypomesus transpacificus is the source of this 3777-nucleotide messenger RNA. It is a transcript of the gene stat2, whose product is annotated as signal transducer and activator of transcription 2. NCBI's taxonomy places the organism in Eukaryota, Metazoa, Chordata, Actinopteri, Osmeriformes, Osmeridae. The record is from RefSeq and is a predicted model, not a curated record. Gene Ontology annotation, molecular function: RNA polymerase II cis-regulatory region sequence-specific DNA binding; DNA-binding transcription factor activity, RNA polymerase II-specific. The transcript has 23 exons. Gene Ontology annotation, biological process: regulation of transcription by RNA polymerase II; regulation of cell population proliferation; response to peptide hormone. The coding region runs from base 430 to 2709 and encodes 759 amino acids.
ACCUGACAGACAGAAGUGGCGUAUUGAUAACCAGAGGACGUGCUCUGAUUAAACGUUUAAUGUCAGAGAGGAGGGAAUACUUUAUUAGCCAAUGGAACGUAGAUAGAGUGCUGUUACAUUCGGAGGGGGGAACAACAUUCGCGUGAAACGGACUUUCUUCGGAAGUCGGCCUCGAAUUUGUUUGACGAGCAAGAUACUAUAAAAACAUAAAAAUAACAACAGCUGGUGAGUGGAAGUUUGAGAUCAUUUACAUUGCACGCUAAAUGCAAGAAGAAUUACUUAUGUACACUAACGCAGACCUGGCUGGGAAAUGACAGUAUAUAAAUUGUCUCUCUAUUAAUUUUAUGAGCCUCCCUUGCUAUUGGCGACAUUGGAUAAAGACUCUUAUUUGUAAAGCGAGAUCUCGCUUCUCUCUCUCGUCGGACCAGAAUGGCACUGUGGGCGAAGCUCAAUAAGCUGGACUCUGCCUACCGUAAGCAAGUAGAUGACCUGUAUGAUGGAGACAACCUUCCCAUGGACCUACGACAUUACCUGGCUUCCUGGAUAGAGACCCAGGAUUGGGAGACUGCAUCCCAAGAUUAUGACAGAGCCAUGGUGUUGUUCCAGGUACUGAUGGAAGAACUGGAUAUUCAGCACAGUCGCUUUGUCCAGGAAGACGACUUCUUACAGCAGCAUAACAUCAGACGCCAUAAACACCACUUCCAGCGAUAUCAGGAACAUCCAUGCAAUCUGGCCAAUGUCAUUCUCUGGUUCAUGGCCAAGGAGAAAGAGAUUCUGGAUAAUGCUGAGCUGGCAGAGCAGGUGAGCCAGAUCCAGGUCCACCAGAACCCUAUGGAGAUUGACAGCCAAAGGAAUGUGCAGCGUAAGGUGGACAUACUCAGAAAUAAAGUAGAGUGCAUGGACCACACAGUGAAAUGUCUGGAAGAACAGCAAGAUGAAUUUGAUUUCAAAUUCCAGACUCACGCAAUGGAAGCUAGUACAGCUGAGGCGGAUAAGAAGAUGCUGCAGAAUCUUCUUAACAGGCUGGAUUUCUCAAGAAAGAACAUGUUGGCAGGCCUGGGGGAGCUGUUGGAUGUUGCUAAGGAUGUUCUUGAUGUCCUGGUGAACGAUGAGCUGCAGGGGUGGCAGUUAAGGCAGCAGAGGGCCUGCAUAGGAGCCCCAGACGACACCAGCCUAGAGCAGCUGGAAAAAUGGUUCACGGCAGAGACGACCUGUCUAUUCCAAGUACGAAAGUUCCUCAAGAAGCUGGAUGAGUUGAUGGGGAAGAUGACUUACCUGAACGACCCUUUGAUUGCUCAGAAACCUUUGUUGCAGACUAGAGUGGAUGACCUGCUCACAUCUCUCAUCAAAAGUUCUUUUGUGGUGGAGACUCAGCCGUCAAUGCCGCAGGGUAAAGGCCCCUUGGUUCUGCGCACUAAUGUCCAGUUCUCUGUCAAGACCAGAAUUCUUGUCAAGAUUCCUGAGAUGAACCAUGCCAUGAAGGUGACAGUGUCCAUGGACAAGGAGGCCCCUCAGGUUAAAGGCUAUAGACGAUUUAAUGUUCUGGGGACCUGCAGUAAAGCCUUGAACAUGGCUGAAAGCAUGAAUGGGGGCAUGGUGGCAGACUUCAGACAUCUGACUCUUAAGGAGCAGAAGUCAGGUGGAGGAGGCAAGGGUAUUACUGAUUUGUCUCUCAGUGUUACAGAGGAGAUGCAUAUGAUCUACUUUGACACUGUGUUUGACCUGGCAGACUUUUCUGUGUCUCUGGAGACCUGGUCUCUCCCUGUGGUCAUCAUCUCCAACUCCAGCCAGCAGCAGAGCGCCUGGGCCUCUGUCCUCUGGUUCAAUAUGUUGAGUGAAAACGUAAAGAAUGUCCUGUUUUUUGCAAAUUGUCCUGUUGCCCCUUGGUCUAACUUUGGCGAAAUGUUGAGCUGGCAGUUCCUGUCUGCUACCAAACGAGGCCUAAACUCUUCUCAGCUGGACAUGCUUGCACAAAAACUUUUUGGAAAACAGGAAAGUUAUGAAGCAUGCAAAAUCUCAUGGGCCAAGUUUAGCAAGGAGAAUGUUCCUGACACAAUCUUCACAUUCUGGGUGUGGUUUGAUGGAAUCCUGGGAAUGGUGAAGAACCACCUGGAGAACAUUUGGAAAGACGGCUCCAUUAUGGGUUUUGUGAGUAAAGGCAAAGAGAAGUCCCUGCUGAAGAAGAAACAGAGAGGCACAUUCCUUCUGCGCUUCAGUGAGAGCAUCAAAGAUGGAGGCAUCACCUUCUCCUGGGUGGACUACUCCCCUACUGGGGAGCCAACUGUCCACUCAGUGCAGCCCUUCACCAAGGUUGACCUCAACCAGAUUCCCUUCCAUGAGAUCAUCAGGAACUUCCAGAUCCAGAUACCUGAGAAUGUUCCAGAAAGUCCUUUACUCUACCUCUACCCAAACACCCCCAAAGACAAGGCAUUCGAGAAAUAUUACACAGUGAAGAGUGGAGCUGACAGUCCAUACAUAAAGUACAUCAAAACCAGACUGGUUUUCGUCUCAAGGGAGAAUACACUGGGCCCUAUGUCGCCGGCCAGUUCAGACAUGGCAAAUGGUGAAGGCUUUGAACCAGUGUCCGUCCCCGCUUUGGACCCCCUCUUAUGCUCCUGGAUUGACUGUAAUUCCACACAAAUCGAGGAAAAUGUGGAUAUGGAAUUCAACGAGAUCUUCAUUGACCCCACUUUGUUUCUAACUACCUGACCAAUUUGCAAUGUUUCUGGAUUUAGCACUGCCUGGUUUCACUUGCACUCACCUGCAAUCCUGUGGAAGCACCUACCAAACCCUAUAGACUACAGCCCCGACAAAUGACCAUGUUUAACCCAACUACUUAACAUUAUGUAUACUUAUUCAUAAUUUGUUGAAAACAAAUUAUAUCUGAGCAUACAGUUGAAAUUUGAAACCUAUGUUCAACUGUACAUUUGAUCUAGAGAACACACUGUAUGCUUGUCCUCCUCAGUUGUAGCCUGCUAGUUAGACUAGAAGCUAUAAACAAGACAAUACCAUAGUCUUAAUGAGAAUACUUUGAUUCUUUGAGGCAUCUGAAAAGGAACACAUGGUGGUCCAGUGACACACACAGGAACAUGGCUCCUCUCAUCAGAACCCCCCAAGAUUGCACAUAAGUCAAUCUGGCACUUUUCUUUGUUUCUUUGCACUCGUGGCUGAUGGGGACACUUUUUCUUGUACUUUAGUUUGUGCAAAACUGUACAACAGAAUACUGUCUUUUAUGUUGUUUGCUACUGCUUGUCUGCUCAAACAUAGUUGUCACAAUUAGUACCUGAAAUCUUACUUUAGCAAGGCAAUUAUGAUAUACUUAAACCUGUACUCAUAUGCGCUGUCUUUGCUGACUGAAGACGAUAAGUCUCUCACACAUGGAGGAGUGGUGACGUGGUGUUAUGUUGACUUAAGCUUAUGAUACAUCUCAUUUAUUUUCACAUGGCAGAAAACCGUUUAGUAACAUCUGAUGUACAGAUACCUGCAUAGAGCAGUUUUGUGAAUCACGUCACCUCAGUCAUUGCCUGUGACUCACCAUGAUCUGUUUCUCAAUCUCGUUCAUUCAAAGCAUGUCUAAACUUGCCCAUUGUAUCCGUAACAGAUUCAGAAGUUCCUCUGUGAGGAAAUCAGACCAUUGUGUAAAACAGAUUAUCCCAUGUGCAGGUGAUAUGGUAAUAAUACUCUGUUGAGUCAUCAAUGUGGACUUCACACAUUAGCCAUUUUGGAGCCUUGAUAUUGAAUGUUAUUGAUGUAUUAAAAUUAAAAUGUUUAAUAUUA